This is a messenger RNA of Planococcus citri (citrus mealybug), 948 nucleotides long. Its product is annotated as muscle-specific protein 20-like. Gene Ontology annotation, cellular component: actin cytoskeleton. Gene Ontology annotation, biological process: actin filament organization. The coding region runs from base 118 to 669 and encodes 183 amino acids. Gene Ontology annotation, molecular function: actin filament binding. NCBI's taxonomy places the organism in Eukaryota, Metazoa, Arthropoda, Insecta, Hemiptera, Pseudococcidae. The transcript has 5 exons. The record is from RefSeq and is a predicted model, not a curated record.
AGUAAAACUAUAUUUACAGAACGAAGAGAGAUUACCAGUUAGUGUCUUUUGUCUUUCUUUAAUUGUGAUUUCUCUCUUUUCGCCGAGUCGUCGAGUAUAUUCGCUGUAUUAUUCAAAAUGCCUGGUGGAAGACCGUUGUGGCAGGUGGCCGGUAAACGUGACCGGGAGCAAGAACGCGAAGCUCAAGAAUGGAUUGAAGCUGUAUUGGGUGAAAGUUUCCCUCCCGGAUAUACUUUUGAAGAUGUCUUACGAGAUGGUAUUGUAUUAUGCAGAUUAAUGAAUAAAUUAGCUCCGGGAAUCAUCCCAAAAAUUAAUUUCUCCGGAGGUGAUUACAAAAUGAUGGAUAAUAUCAGCAUGUUUCAAAAAGCUUGUAUUGAAUACGGAGUUCCGGACGUAGAUCUCUUCCAAAGCGUAGAUUUAUGGGAUAAGAAAAAUAUUUCCAGUGUUACCACGACUAUUUUUGCUCUUGGAAGAACGUGUUACAAACACCCAGAAUGGAGAGGACCAUACCUAGGACCACGACCAUCCGAAGAACACAAACGUGAAUGGACCGAAGAACAAUUAAGAGCUGGCGAAGGAGUCAUUGGUUUACAAGCUGGUACCAAUAAACUUGCUACUCAAAGUGGUCAGAGUUUCGGUGCUACCAGAAAAAUCUUAUUGGGCAAAUAGACACAUCCGUUGUAAUAUGUACCUAUCAGAAUAUAAUCAACUUUAAAUGGAGAAGUUACUUUCCUACUCGCACAAUUAUGUAACCUCUUAGAAAAAGAGUGAAAAAUUAAAAAAAAAAAAAACCAAAUCAAAAUAUCUACCUAUCUGUUCUAUUUGUUAUGAAAUUUUAUUAAUUAUUUAUAUUGAUGUAGAAAGAAAACUGGAGAUGUUUUUAUAUUAAACUAUUUUUUAUAUUAUGCAUUUAAAGAAAAAAAUAAAUAAAAUAAACGCUCACGUGUA